Austrofundulus limnaeus is the source of this 267-nucleotide messenger RNA. Its product is annotated as H-2 class I histocompatibility antigen, K-K alpha chain. Lineage: Eukaryota; Metazoa; Chordata; Actinopteri; Cyprinodontiformes; Rivulidae. The record is from RefSeq and is a predicted model, not a curated record. Gene Ontology annotation, cellular component: external side of plasma membrane. Gene Ontology annotation, biological process: immune response.
UGACCCACUCCCUGAAGUAUUUCUACACUGGAUCAUCACAGAUCCCAAACUUCCCAGAGUUUGUUACUCUUGGUUAUGUUGACGAUGUUCCAAUAAGUUACUAUGACAGUAACAUUGGGAGAGAAGUGCCCAAACAGGACUGGAUGAGCAGAGUUACAGAGGAGGAUCCACAGUACUGGCAGAGAAACACUGGGAUCUCACAGGGCGAACAGCAGGUCUUCAAAGCCGGCAUUGAAACUCUAAAGCAACGCUUCAACCAAACUGGAG